Molecule: messenger RNA, 2217 nt
Organism: Hibiscus syriacus
Lineage: Eukaryota; Viridiplantae; Streptophyta; Magnoliopsida; Malvales; Malvaceae
Exons: 14
Coding region: 320-1882 (520 amino acids)
Biological process (GO): glucosylceramide biosynthetic process
Cellular component (GO): membrane
Molecular function (GO): ceramide glucosyltransferase activity
Source: RefSeq, a predicted model, not a curated record
AUGUGGGUCAAUCAUCUUUGAUUGCUCAAAUCCAUAGUUACAAAAGUUACGCGCUCACUUACUCACCGUCGUCAUUCUCCGUUUCUCUCUCUAUAUUUCCCUUUCUGCCCCGUUCCGCCGACGCACGGCGGAGAGAGAGAGACGAAGAAAGAGUUAACAGUUUCCAAGGAGCUUAAUUCUAGGGAUUUAUAUUUAAAAAUUUUCUUGUGGUUGAUUUUCUGUUUGGUUAGUUAGAUAGACGAGGAUCGAGAGAGAGAGAGAGAGAGAGAGAGAAGAGGGAAACAAAAGAAAAGAAAGGGAAGGAAAAUAUACAAUAGAAAUGUCGCCGACAUUGGACCCUGUCGAUUGGUUUCUCUUCUCUCUCAGCAGAGCUUUCUGUAGUCAUCUCGCUGUUUUUAUUCAGAUCCAGGGAUGUAUAAUAUGCUUGACUCUUGCAAUUGGGUGGGCUUUUGCUGCUUAUGUCAGGAACAGAGAGAUCAAUAGAAUGAAUGAUGCCAUGAUAGGUGGUAAUAGCUUUGGUUUUUUGUGCCAUGAUAUUUGUGAACUCGAGCACUCGAAUCAGGUCAAUCUACCAAGAGUUACAGUUGUGAUGCCUUUAAAAGGUUUUGGAGAACAUAAUCUACACAAUUGGAAGAGCCAGAUCACAUCUCUCUAUGGCGGUCCUCUAGAGUUCCUUUUUGUGGUUGAAAGUACUGAAGAUCCUGCUUACCAUGCUGUAUCUCGGUUAUUAAGAGAUUUUAAGGAUGAUGUUGAUGCUAAAGUUAUUGUGGCUGGUUUGUCAACAACAUGUAGUCAGAAAAUACAUAAUCAGCUGGUUGGGGUGGAAAAAAUGCAUAAAGAUACCAAGUAUGUAUUAUUUUUGGAUGAUGAUGUUAGGCUCCACCCAGGAUCAAUUGGAGCCCUCACUGCUGAGAUGGAAAAGAGGCCCGAGAUAUUUAUUCAAACUGGAUACCCUCUUGAUUUACCGUCCGGAAGUUUAGGGAGUUACUGCAUCUAUGAAUACCAUAUGCCUUGCUCAAUGGGAUUUGCUACUGGUGGGAAAACAUUUUUUCUUUGGGGAGGGUGUAUGAUGAUGCACGCUGAUGAUUUUAGACAGGACAACUAUGGUGUGGUCUCAGGACUUCGAGACGGUGGAUACUCUGAUGAUAUGACACUAGCUGCUAUAUCUGGAGCCAACAAGAGGCUUAUUACCUCUCCUCCUGUAGCUGUUUUUCCUCAUCCUCUUGCAAGUGACCUUAGUUUCUCUAGGUACUGGAAUUACUUGAGGAAGCAAACAUUUGUUUUGGAAUCAUACAUAAGCAGGGUUAAUUGGCUAAUGAACAGAGGACUAUUUUCAUUCCAUAGCUAUGUGUCAUGGGGAUUUGUCGCGCCAUACUUGAUGGCUGCAAUUCAUGUUGCAGCAGCACUAGAAAUCCAUAUCAAGGGUUAUUCAUAUGGGGAAACAACUUGUACUACUACAGGAUUGUUACUGACAAGUUGCCUAGCUAUAUGUACCUUUACGGAGCUACUUUCCAUGUGGAACUUAACAAGGAUUGAAGUUCAACUAUGCAACAUGUUAUCCCCGGAGGCACCUAAGCUCUCGCUUGAUUAUUACAACUGGAGCAUGAUAUUUGUUGCGAUGCUGGUUGAUAACUUUCUAUACCCUAUCUCCGCAUUCCGAUCCCAUUUCUCUCAAUCUAUCAAUUGGUCGGGUAUCCGAUAUCACUUGAAGGAUGGAAAAAUAAGCAAGAUUGAAAGGAAAAAAGAUAGCGGCCCAAAGUUCACAGACUUGGGAGGCAAGCAUUUAUAUGGUAAAAAGGGAGCUCCUCCAAAAGCCUCAUUCCUAAGCUCAUUGGCCAGAAGCUUAUGUCAGUGGCAUCAACCGAAGAAAUACGAGGUCUAGAUUCGACAGGGGGAGCGGUUGUCAUUUAUCGUGACCAUUUCGGCUCCUCAUUUUGAGAUCCGCUGGUGGAAGCAGCACGGAUUCGGUAGGUGAUUGUUGUUGGUGAUAUUUUCUUAUUUGAUUGGUUUUAGUGGUUUAGGGUUUUGCGUCCUCAUUUUUUAGUCUCCAUUCAAUCAAAUUUAUUCUUGAUUCUAUCAACCCUCUUCGUAUGCGGGGGGCUGGUUUUGAAAUUUGUAUCCAUUUCAUCCUGUAAUCUUAUUAAAUUUUACUGUUACUGUUCAAAUUUGAGAUGGUAGUUUGUGAUUUUACAGUCUUCUAAUCCGAAUCUCUGUAUC